GCGGAGAACACGACAACCUUUCAAGGCUUUUAGAAAUCAAUAAUAAAUAAAAAACCAAUGGAGAAAAAAUGGCGGCCGUAAUGGUGACAUGUGUUGAAACACCUACAACUAAUUCAACAAAAACUAGUUUGGAGAAAAUAGAAGGGUUUAUGAAUGAGGCUAGCUACAAUGAAGCAAUUGAGAGUUCCAGCAAUUUCAAUACAAGGCUAUGCAUUGAAAGACGGUUACGCCUCCCCUUCAUUGAUACUCAAACAGGGGUGGCCCAAAAUCAUUGCUCUUUAUUUAUGAAUAAGAGACAAAGGAUACCUGGAUUACAUCCAGGGCAGAUAUAUUCUUAUCCUAGACAAAGAUGGAGGAAAAGGAGGAGACAGUAUUUAUCAAUGAAUGCAAGAGCAUUUGCCAGAGCUGCUGACCAUUUAUUAGAUGGACCAGACACUGAUAUGCAUAGCAUUUCCCAAAUUGAAAAUCCAGCACUCCAAGAUACUGAUAGUAAAGAUAGUCAGUUGUUAAAGGAUGAAGUUUCAAAGGAAUGGUUUUAUGAUGAGGCUGAUAUGCUGGAAAUGGAUGCUUAUGAUGAACCUGAUCCAGAUUCUGAUGUGGAUUAUGAGGAAUGCUACAGUAAAAGACGGAGAGGACGUAGGGGUGCAGGAAGAGGUCGUAGCGGCACCGAUUCACCAAGCACGCCUAACAAGAGAAAAGGAGCAGGACGGGGAAGGAAAAAGUCCAGUCAUAAUUUUGAACCCACCCCCGGAGAUCCUGAUAAACCUUUUGCAUGUGAACUGUGCGGUGCGCGAUACAAGACGAGGCCAGGGCUGACUUACCACUAUGGCCACUCACACAAAGAAGGCGCAAGUGACGAGAACUCUCGCGACAGCAACGCUCCUACUCCGUCUACUCAGGUCGGUGGUGCUGUAAGUUCGGCUUUUCCCAGCCUCCAACCGGGACCCAACCAAACGACUCAAGUGGUGCCGCCUCAAACUGCAGGCGGCGCCGCUACAGGAGGCUCGGUCGCUUCCAAUGUGGGAGGGGGGAUAGGAGACGUGAGUACCACGACGGCCAGCAGACCCGAUCAAGGACAAGUCUAUCAAGAUAGUUACGUUUCCUUUUUGAACCAGACACCCGGUGGAAACCCGGGACGUGGACGCGGACGACAGCCUACGCCAACGGGGACCCCUUCUCCUCAGAUACCAUUAUCUCCAGCGUCGGGCCAGAGUCCAGCACAGGUUCCGCCGACACUACCGCCUAAUUUACCGCCAGGACAACCAUCUCCUCCAGUGGAAGACCCACAGAUGCCUGUUUUAAUGCCAGAAAAAGCGUUGGAAGAUAAAAUGGCCUCGAACGCCCCUACUACCCCGGCAGAUAGUCCUGCGCCUGCGGGAAGCGCUGAGGGCGGCAAAAAACCCUCACCGAGUCCAUAUUGCGACUUUUGUUUGGGUGAUAAUAGGGAGAAUAAAAAGACGGGAACACAAGAGGAGUUGGUGUCUUGUUCGGAUUGUGGUAGAUCAGGUCAUCCCACUUGUCUACAAUUUACCAACAAUAUGAAAAUUUUCGUGAAAACCUAUCGCUGGCAGUGUAUUGAAUGCAAAUGUUGUUCAAUGUGUGGAAAUUCAGAUAAUGAUGAUCAGUUACUGUUUUGUGACGAUUGUGAUAGAGGCUAUCACAUGUACUGCUUAAGUCCUGCCUUGGUAAACCCACCAGAAGGAUCUUGGUCAUGUAAGCUGUGUAUCGACCAUUUUAAUAAAUAGGGAUAUUCCGAUUUUACUUAUAUUUUUUAUUGAUUCGUUCGUUUUAACUUUUAAUUAUAUAUUUUACGAAAAUAUUUUACAUAGGUCCAAAGUUGUACUUAACUGAUUUCCUUGAAUUUUUAAAUAUAUACCAAAAGC
Messenger RNA from Diabrotica balteata, 1883 nucleotides. The record is from the annotation of a GenBank genome assembly. NCBI's taxonomy places the organism in Eukaryota, Metazoa, Arthropoda, Insecta, Coleoptera, Chrysomelidae.